Molecule: messenger RNA, 2041 nt
Organism: Tarenaya hassleriana
Lineage: Eukaryota; Viridiplantae; Streptophyta; Magnoliopsida; Brassicales; Cleomaceae
Exons: 8
Coding region: 150-1736 (528 amino acids)
Biological process (GO): activation of protein kinase activity; regulation of mitotic spindle organization; mitotic spindle assembly
Cellular component (GO): nuclear microtubule; mitotic spindle
Molecular function (GO): protein kinase activator activity; microtubule binding
Source: RefSeq, a predicted model, not a curated record
UCUUCUUCUUCUUCUUCUUCUUCUUCCUCAGCAAUUCAGAGAAACCCUAAAUCUACAUAUCUGCAUAAAAUUACUGGAUCGAUUCCAAAUCAGUGCUUUCUUCUGCUUCUAUUCUGAUUCGUGGUUGGUCUCCUUGUUUCCCAUCGAAGAUGGAGUCGUCAAUUUCGAAGAAUACGAAACCAGGGACUCCGGCGAAAGAUUCGACCAAAUUCCAGUCGACGGUUCAAGAUAUUUCUUCUGGAUUUUUGGAGAAUUCUAACCCUAACGUUUCAUAUGCGAGUCCGGCAAGAUCCUCAGGGUCUCCGAUCACGAAAUCCGCGGGAUCUCCACUUGUGAAGUCAGCCAAAUCGCAGAAAUCGGCGCAGAAGAAUUUGAAGCCCAACCUUCAUCCUAAUCCUGCCGGUUUCUCGCCACGGAAUCGGAUCAGAGAGAGGAGGUUUGUGGUGGCGAAGAAGAACUCGCAGAAGGAGAGGAGAGAUGCAGCGGCUGUGGAUUCGGCGGCUCCGGAGGUGGAAUGCAAGUGCGGCGCGAAAUCCAAGGGGAACAUGAAGAAAUGUCUAUGCGUCGCAUAUGAAAAUCUUCGGGCUUCGCAGGAGGAGUUUUUCAAAAAACGAAGUGAAACGGAGGAAGCAAAGGGGGAUUUGGAUUGUUCUGCUGCACAAGAGUGCGAUCAUUCAGGUCAGGACAUUGUGGAUGCAGAUGAUGGCUAUGGAGAAGAACCUGGGGAGUUAGGUCAAAUUGGGAUGCCUACGAUGAAGAGGAGAAGAGAAAAGCUUCUGGAACAAGCCCGACAAAGUGUGCCUGAAUCCGGGAAAGUGAUGCAUCUCGUGGAAGCAUUUGAGAAGCUUUCCUGCUUACCACUUAAGGCAAGCAACAAUAAGGAAGAACACCAAACGGAAGAGACAGUGAAGAAACCAAUGAAAUGGGAACUGCCCGGAAUGAGACAGCCGCCAAAGGUGCCGGAGGCGGAGACAGACCAAGUCACGUGGAUCUCUUCUUUCUGUCCAUCUGAUUUGGUGUUAACGGCAGAGAAUCUUGGGUUAGACCCGUGUGCCUCAGUUUCUUCGUCAUGGGAUAGCAGCCGCAGCAGUAUUUCAAGUAGGAGCUCCAAUGGCGCCAGAAGGAGCAGAAGAAAUAGCCUGGAAUCUUCUGGAACGACGGGAAGCAGACAGUUGAAGAAGAAACCGGCCAGAGUCACAUCGCUGAAACCAUUCAAACUUAACACUGAGCAACGAGGAAAAAUGAAGGAAGAAGAGUUUUCAAAGAAGCUCCAGGAGAUGAUGAUAGAGGAAGAAAAGAUGAGAAUACCCAUUGCUCAAGGUCUUCCAUGGACAACUGAUGAACCUGAGUGUCUGAUGAAACCUCCUGUGAAAGAGAUCACCAAACCAGUCGACUUGAAGCUCCACAGUGACAUUCGGGCAGCGGAACGAGCGGAAUUUGAUCACCAGGUGGCUGAGAAGAUGUGCCUGAUAGAACAAUACAAAAUGGAAAGAGAACGGCAGCAGAAGUUGGCAGAAGAAGAAGAGUUGAGAAGGCUGAGAAAAGAGUUAAUCCCCAAGGCGCAACCAAUGCCGUACUUUGAUCGACCAUUCAUUCCUAGAAGGUCGAUGAAACAUCCGACCAUACCCCGGGAGCCAAGGUUUCACUUACCUCAGCAAAAGAAGAUCAGAUGCGGUAGCGUUUCAUCAUCUUGGAGCGAAACUGGAUCCUACACCUGCGAUCUUCAAGACUUCUAAACUCCCCUUUUGGCCUGCAUUCACCUAAAUAAUAUUUCCUGUCGAUAUGUCUGCUUUCCCAAACUAUAUCAUCUUCUUCUUCUACAACAAACAGAUUCAAUGCAGCAACCAAUAGUUGCAAGUUUUUGGAUGCUGCCUGUCUCAUUCGGGUGUGUUCCUACAUUGUUGUCCAGAGCCCGGACAAACAAGUAGAGUAGUAGUCUAGUACAGUUUGAUAAACACAUUCCACAUUGCAAUGCGAAACCAAUUGAGUUGUUCCUACACUCACAUCAUGCCACUCGUGUAAUCGCAUCAAUUUCUUCGUC